AAGAAAUGACCCAUGGUCUCUUCUUAAUUGUUGUCUAUUCCCUAAAUUAAUAUUUCCAAAUUUCCUGUUCUAAGGUUCUUAUUGAAUAAUUACCUACUUCAUAGGGUUUAUAUAGUGUCCGUACCGACCAGUUAAUACCUAACCGAUAUGACACCGCGUUCGUCGGCAGCAGCCGAAGUUGAUACACGGGCCGCCGAAAGCACUUCACCCGAAACCGUUCCGACUACAAUCGGCCCGUUAUCGUCCAGCCCUUCGGCUACGGACGCCGACUCAUAUUGGACAACAUCACAGGCACGACACCCAUCUAACACUUCAGGAAUCCCAUUGUAAUUAUGUCGGCCAUGAACUUAUUAACUCCUGAGUUCCAGGAUGGCUCGUAUGAAGAUGAUAGAGAUUCGUCGCUGGGCGAGGAUGACUCGAGUUCUACUGCAUCGCUAUCAAGUAGCAUUUUAGAGUAUCGCACGAUCCACGGGCGAAGGUAUCACAGCAGAAGUUGGGGCAAUACCGACUAUUGGACGCCUAACGAUGAAAUACAAGCGAAUUCUAUGGACCUUACCCACCACACGCUCACACUACUACUACACGACAAGAUAUUUCUAGCCCCCAUCGGCGACGACCCUAAGAAAGUCCUAGAAAUCGGAUGUGGAACAGGAAUCUGGGCAAUCGACUUCGCAGACGCCUUCCCGCACUGCGAAGUAAUCGGCACAGACAUAUCACCAACCCAACCGGCCUGGGUCCCCGGCAACUUGCGUUUCGAAAUGGACGAUUUCAAUCUAACCCCCUGGACCUUCCAGCCCGCCUCCUUCGACUUCGUACACAUGCGGUAUCUCUGCGGGGCAGUCCUAGACUGGGACGCGCUAUACGCCGAAGCCUUCCGGGCGGUGCGGCCCGGCACAGGCUGGGUCGAAGCCGUAGAACCCGCGCUCCGCAUCCGCAGCGAGGACGGCAGUGUCCGUGAAGGCGACGGCUCUGCACUCGCAGCCUGGGGGCCGCUUUUCGAGGAGGGCGCUAGGAGGUACGAAAACAGAACCAGGGUCCCGGGGAGUGCGAACUCGGGGCCCUCGAGGUCGAUGAAUGUUGUCGAGGACGGGACGAUGGAGCGCGCGUUCCGGCAGGCGGGGUUCAUCGAUAUAGUUACGCAUACGAUUAAAUGCCCGCUUACGCCGAAUUCGAAUGAUCCGCAUCUGAGAGAGGUAGGGCUGUAUGCGCAUGCUACGAUGGAGGAGGGUAUGGAGGGUUUUCUACUCUAUCUCUUCACGCAAGGUUUGGGCUGGACCCACGAGCAAGUCAUACUCUAUCUAAGCCGCAUACGCAAGGAGCUGCGCGACAGGCGAAAAUCGCCAUAUUCACUAGUCAAGGUCAUAUACGGCCGGAGGCCCGAGAGUAAUUAAUUGAUAAUAUUCAACUUGAAGGUAAUAUAGGAAAGGAAUACAUAUAGGCGCAUACAUGAUAUGCCUCAGGUUAUUCGGUGGUAAUGCAAUCCCCUUUGUCCAGCACCUAGCAUAAUGUAUUCAUAAAGACAGAUGUAUAGUAGAGACGUCCAGCAUAUUUAGACGUGUUAUAAUAAAUCUCAGGAAAACGCAUUCCGUUAAUUAAAACCGGAGCAAUCAAACUACGAUCUGCACAUUAUACGGCGAAGUCCCGCUGCGGAAUAAUCAUAAUCUAGUCCUCUCAUUUUAAUACCUCUAGGUAGUUAGUACAAAACUAUGUCACUUUCCUCAAUUUUAGCCAUUUAGUCCUCUAGCAAGGUCAGCUCAGUAAUACACUUGAUAUCCAUCAAUCCACCCUUUCCAUGCCUAAAUUAUAUGUCGUUCGCGUUCAUGAUACAUACUACAUACUUUACCCC
Molecule: messenger RNA, 1846 nt
Organism: Daldinia decipiens
Lineage: Eukaryota; Fungi; Ascomycota; Sordariomycetes; Xylariales; Hypoxylaceae
Product: S-adenosyl-L-methionine-dependent methyltransferase
Exons: 7
Coding region: 333-1391 (352 amino acids)
Molecular function (GO): methyltransferase activity
Source: RefSeq, a predicted model, not a curated record